This is a messenger RNA of Wasmannia auropunctata (little fire ant), 2668 nucleotides long. RefSeq names its product kinesin-related protein 4-like. The record is from RefSeq and is a predicted model, not a curated record. Bases 522 to 2579 code for a protein of 685 amino acids. The transcript has 2 exons. NCBI's taxonomy places the organism in Eukaryota, Metazoa, Arthropoda, Insecta, Hymenoptera, Formicidae.
AUCUGUUCUGUUUUACUCGUGACUGUCUUAAAAUGACAGUUUUCAACAGUUUCGUCCAGUUUUGUCAUAUGAGAGAAUGUAUGAGACGUGAUACAAUUGUUACAUUGUGUAGAUUACUUUAAAUUACAAAAUCUUAGUGAUUCCAAUAUCGCAAUGUGCUGAAUUUCGAGAUAUAAGUGUCAUGCCUCGAGAAUCGUGGUAUUCGACGAUUGUCGAAUGGAAUGAACUUCAAUCACGCGUAUAUUGCAUCUGACGCGGAAUAUUCGCACAUCUGUUUUUCCCGUUUAGAAAGCGAGUUAAAGUGGAUUCUAGGAACAUGCAUUAACUGUCGAAACGUGAAUCAUACCAAUUAUAUCAAUUACACUAUAUUGGUGUUGUAUAUCGAAAGUCAUAUUUUGAUCAUGGAGGUUAUUGAUAUUAAUUAACAUUAAAUUGUAUAUACAGUUAGUAGAAGUUGCGUAAAGUUUGAUUUAAGUUAAAUUUAUUUAGUGAAAACACGACGCGAAACGCAUCGUGGUAUCAUGGAGAAGUUUAUGAUUGACUUGGACAAAGUCCUCAAUGACUUUGAAUUCAAUGAAGAUUGUGCAGAGCAAAUAGCAUCAGUCACAACUUCUACAGUUGAUGCAUCAUCUGUGGAGAAGCAUACUAAUGAAUCUGUGCCCCCAAAAAUGUAUAACUUUAAUCCUGAGAAAGACAUAACAAUCGAUGUAGCAUCAUCUGCUGAAAAAUGCAGAGAUAUUCGGCCAAUAGACGUUGACUCCAGUUACUCACUAACUGAAAAAAAUAUGGUAUUUAUAUCGGACAGUAAAGAUUCCGUAAAUAAUUUUUAUACACGUGAUCGUAUCAAUGACAUCACAACUGGACAGAAAUCAUGUGUUUAUACUUAUGAUUCUGAUCAAGUGUCUUCAACGAUGUAUAGUGACAUAUCACAAAACUCGAUACUGAAACAACAGCAUGCAAAUGAUUCAAAAGAUAGUGAUAGAUAUGACAAAAAAUUAAAUCAACCAAAUUUCAAACCUAGUAUCAGCAAUGUAUUUAAUAGCUUAAAUGAAUAUAUUAAUGCUCCCACUGGAAGCUUAAGUUAUGUUGAGCCUAUGUUGGAUAAAGCAGAUGAUUUAUCUGAAAGGUCUGCAGAUGACAUAGUGGAGAAAGAUUUUAGAUCGAGCAGAGAUAUUGCAAUUAAUGAAUGUUCAAUUUCAAUGGAGAAAGGAAUAAUGAAUGUAAUCGACAAGAAUAUUUUGGAUCAUAAAAAUAUCUUACCGACGGAAUUGGGUACAUUUGCCAAAGUCGAAAUUAGUAACAAACAAGAUAAUACAGUGCAGAAUAUUAUGUUUCAUCCUCCUCCAAUACAGUCUGAAGAAAGUAAUAGCAAUCCUGUAAUUUCUGUACCAAGCACGGCCAUCUCGAAACAUAAUAAUGUUACAACAGAUGCGAAACUGUUUAGUAAUAAAGGUGAUGUAGAUAAAAAGAUCAUGAUUAAUGAUACAUUAAAAAAAAAUUCUGACAGUAUCAUUAUCAAACAAAAGCAUUUAGAUUUGGAUCAGCGAGAUUCCAUCGACAAAUACACAUUUGUCGAAAAUAAAGAAAGUAUAGCAGAGACUACAAAGUUAGAUCAAAGUAUAACAAGCAGCGAAAUUCACGAUAAGAAUGUAGAAACAACUAAGAACAAUAUUUUCUCCAAUGUACGAAUGAUACAUACAAUUGAUACCAGCGACGACUUUUCAGAAGAAGAAUUAAAUCAGUAUUUAUUAGAAUUAGAGAAAGAAGAAAGAUCUAAAACAGAAAAUGUAUCACUUUCGGAUAAUACUUGGUUAUCACAAUCGUAUGACGAAUCGAGAAGUGAUAAAGAAAAGAAUGCCAGUCACUGUCAACGAGAUGACGAAAAUGUUAAUGAUGUGCUGAUAUUCGAGAAAUUUAUGAUAGGCGAACUUCCAAAAAUAUCACAGGAGGAAUUUCAGGAGAAGACGAAAACAUUUCCUGUAAUUGAUUAUAAUGUGGAUAUAUGUAAUGAAAAUGUGACAGAUGUAAAAUGUAAUAAUACUGUAAAAGUUGAUUUAAAUGAAAAAAGCAAUCAACUAAGAGACACACAAAAUAAUGAGCUAGACAAAACGAUAACAGAUAAUCAUGUAACUGAUGGUCAAGAUGUAGCAAUACAAGAGAAUAUUUUACAAACUAUACCUGAUAUCGCCGUUCAAGAUAAAGUUACAUCAAAGUUUGAAAAUACUGGAGAACAAUUGUAUAGUAAUAAUAUGAUACAGACAUUACAACAAGAUUCUAAUAGUGAUACUCUAUCACAGGAUAACAGCGACGCUUUAUUAAAUUUAUCAGAAAACAAAGAAGAUCAAGACAAGAGAGUAUACUGUGAAGAUAUUACCGAAAAUAACAAAGAUGUUUUUGUAGUACAUGAACCUCGCACGCAUGACAACGAAAAGAUCUCCAAGGUGGAAAUUGUAUCUAAAGCCAGUGAUACUCAUACAAAAGAAAAUCAGGAAAUUGAAAAACCGACCCGUCCUCAAACUUUAGAUAUUGUAUUGACGCAUGAUAAAAAUGAUUCCCAUACGUUCGGUAUGUUGCUUUAAUGUUUUAUUUUUAAACUUCUAUUGUUAUAUAAGUUGUCUCAAAUUUUAAUGGUUGAGCUAUCAGCACUUAUAUUCUAUAGGGGAAACAG